Messenger RNA from Dreissena polymorpha, 3060 nucleotides. RefSeq names its product poly(A)-specific ribonuclease PARN-like. Gene Ontology annotation, molecular function: metal ion binding; RNA binding; poly(A)-specific ribonuclease activity. Lineage: Eukaryota; Metazoa; Mollusca; Bivalvia; Myida; Dreissenidae. The coding region runs from base 107 to 2164 and encodes 685 amino acids. The record is from RefSeq and is a predicted model, not a curated record. Gene Ontology annotation, biological process: nuclear-transcribed mRNA poly(A) tail shortening. The transcript has 22 exons. Gene Ontology annotation, cellular component: nucleus; cytoplasm.
GUUUCAAGUAACCAUGGUAAAAGAGUAAAUUUGAAUAAAUAUUAUUAAAAGUAAAAGCCUAAGCGAUCCGCGCCAUUUCAAGGGAGAGAAAUCCAACCGAUACGGAAUGGAUGUGACUAAAAAAAACUUCAAAGAGAGCCUAGCUCAAAUACAGCAGGCUAUCACAGAAUGUAACUUCAUAGCUAUUGAUGGGGAAUUCACUGGUUUGAAUCAUGCAGGUGCUUCCCAUUGCGCUGUGUUUGACACUCCAGAGGAACGUUAUCAUAAACUUGUAGAGGGAGCGAGUGAUUUUCUGCUUAUACAGUUUGGCUUGUGCACAUUCACCUUUGAUGGAGAAACCAAAAAAUAUACAGCUAAGCCUUUCAACUUCUACAUUUUCCCGCGCCCCUUCUCGCGAGCUGCCCCUGAUAUUCGAUUCACAUGUCAGAGCUCCAGUCUGGAUUUCCUGCUCUCCCAGGGGUUUGACUUCAACAAGAUGAUUGGAGAGGGCAUCUCCUACCUCCGUCCAGCAGACGAGGCCCGACUUAAGGACCAGGUUCAAAAGAAGCACGAGGUUUUCUCCUCCCCAGCCUUUAUAACCCCCGGCAACACCUCCCAGGGGGGCAUCCCUAAAGGUCCAGUGGAGAUCCCACCGGAGAUGGAGAGCUUUGUGGAAGAAAUAUGCAAGAAAGUGGAAAAGUUCCUGGAGUCAGGUGAACACGAGACACUGUCCCUACCCUCAGUGUCAGCCUUCCAGAGGAAACUCACCUACCAGUCACUGCAGGCAAAGUUUGGAACCGAAAUCCAUUUGCAAGCAAAGACUGGAGACAACAGAGAACGCUUCAUAGUUGUUACCAAAGUCAAGGGAGAAGAAGGCAUGAAACAGAUUGAAGCCAACCGGCAAAAACAGGAUCUGGAUGAGAUAGAUGAUGCAGUUGGCUUUACCCAUGUCAUCAAAAUGAUCUCACAAAGUGGCAAGUUGGUGGUAGGACACAACAUGCUGCUUGAUAUUGCUCACACCAUCCACCAGUUCAUGUAUCCCCUGCCGACAGAAUACCAAGACUUCAAAGCCAUGUGCAGAUGUGUGUUUCCAAGGUUAAUAGAUACAAAACUUAUGGCCAGUACACAGCCAUUCAAGGACAAAAUAGACAACUCAGGUCUCGGAAAUCUACUUCAUAUAACACAGAUAUCGCCAUUCAGAAAGCCCAGUAUUGAAAUAGCCGAGGGAAUGGACGCCCGUUACUGCGGCACAGAGACUCCCCAUGAGGCAGGCUACGAUGCUUGCAUCACCGGACAGUGCUUCAUAUCUCUGGCCAACCACCUGGGAGACUGUGUGAAACCUGCAGUGGAUCAUGUCCUUCCAGGCUCACAGCUAUUGGAACCAUUUCUGAACAAGAUAUUCAUGAUGCGUUCCUUGGAUAUCCCCUAUAUGGACCUAACAUCACCUGACUUAAAUCCAUCCCGUGACCAUGUAUUUCACAUUAGCUUUCCUGUGGAUUGGAAACAUACAGACAUCAGUCAGCUGUUCUCACCCUUUGGCAAUGUGUAUAUUGGAUGGCUAGAUGACACUUCAGCCUACGUGUCACUGCACUCCAAGUCGCAGACAUCAUCAGUUAUGAAGUCCCUCUGCAAGAAGGGGUCAGUGUACCGACUGAUGACCUACCAGGAACAUAAGGACCAGUACAAGUGGACCCCUCAAAAUACGCCCGGCACCUACCCUGGAUCCACUCCUGGCAAGACCUCAGAUGGCAGUGCCCCUACCAUUAACUCUCAGAUGACCCCUACCCAGGAUCAGUAUCACUCAGAAGGGGCCAAGAAAGGGGCCAAGCGCACCCAUUCUCCAGAUUUGGAGGAGGACGCUGGCGAUGGUGGCAGCAGUGCUAAAAAGUCAAAACCAUUGAAUGUUGAUGCCCCAGUGUUCCAGUCUCGUUUAACACCAACAAAUACACCAGAAAAAGAUGAUAAGUUGCAAUGGCCUGACAACAUCAACAGUUCUGAAAAGAAAAUUGUCAUUCUUCAAAGACCGCAGCAGAACGGUUCACAAAGGGGUUAUUAUAAUAAUAAACGGCACUUCAAUAAUCGCAAUGACAAGAGAAACAACUUCAAACGGGGUCAUAUACGACAGGACAAUCCAGGCUUUGAAAUAAAAGAUGAGGACUUUCCACCGUUACCUGGCUCUGAGUAGACUGUAACAAUUUCUCUGAACCGGAAGACCACAAAUUGUUUGCUGAGCCAACAGACUGGUGAUAUUCAGUGGACACAAUCAGUGGUUGUUAACCUAACCUUAAAUGGACUUGUCACAUAGUCAUAUGCGACUGUGAUAUUCAAUGAACACAAUCAGUGGUUGUAAAACCCUGAUUUCAUCGACCUCUUUAAUAGUAACAUGAAGCUGUGAUAUUGUGAACAAGGAAAUAUAGAUAUUGCUGUUACAUAAGUAAUUUGUACAAUGCCUUUAGCAUAAUGUCAUACCGUACAAUUUGUUUUCUAAAUCAUGGAAGCCCCUAUUUCUCAAUUCUUGUGUAGUAAGUUGAGAGGAGAUUAUCUUAAGCUCACUUUUUGUGCCCCCGGAUCGAUAGAUCAGGGGUGUAUUGUUUUUGGCCUGUCUUUCUGUCUGUCAUUCUGUCCCAAAACUUUAACCUUACAGUAAAGGUUUGCAAUAACUUUUGAAAUAUUGAACAUAGCAACUUGAUAUUUGGCAUGCAUGUGUAUCUCAUGGAGCUGCACAUUUUGAGUGGUGAAAGGUCAAGGUCAUCCUCCAAGGUCAAAGGUAAAAAAAUUCUGUCCCAAAACUUUAACCUUACAGUUAAGUUUUGCAAUAACUUGAAAUAUUGAACAUAGCAACUUGAUAUUUGGCAUACCUGUGUAUCUCAUGGAACUGCACAUUUUGAGUGGUGUAAGGUCAAGGUCAUCCUUCAAGGUCAAAGGUCAACAACAAAAAAAGAGGCACAUUAGGGGGCAUUGUUUUUCUGACAAACACAUCUCUUGUUCAUAUUACAAUUAAAUAUGGAUUGCAGAUGCUGUAUAAUCAACUUAAAAAUGUAAAAAUAAAAAUUGUGAAUUGAAUAAACGCACUUAGUGACA